GCAGUCACCUCGAUAUUGUUUUCUUAAAACUAGUAGGUAACACCUUAAAAGACUUAUGAUGUUUGUUAAAGAAGUUUUAGUGUUGUUUUUAUUUGUGGCACUGGACGUUGUUUCCAGUGAAAUAUGUAGCAAUUCUAGUGAAAGUGGUUGCGACUGUAGCCAGUUUACCAAUCCCAAGACACACCUUCCUACUUACUACGCGGAUUGUAGAAGCAGAAAUUUACAAGAUAUUCCGAAAAACAUAGAAAAUAUAAUACACAUAUUAGAUCUGUCAAUCAACAACAUUCAAACGCUUGAUCCAAAGAAAUAUAGCUUAAGCAGUGAAAAUCUAGAAGAACUAAUUCUUAGUUAUAAUAAUAUCACCUCCGUCGACGUCAGCUUUUUCCAGAAUCUACGUAAAUUAAAAAAACUGGACUUGAGCAACAAUUUCAUCGCUAGUUUAGAUAAUGCAGGUGUUUUUCAAAACCUUGUACAUCUCGUGAAGUUAGACCUUAGUUUCAACAAUUUAAAAACCUUACCGGACUUUAUUUUCAAUCCCCUAAGUAAACUAACCCAUUUAGAUUUGAGCUACAACUAUCUAAAUGAACUCUUAACUCAAUCAAAAGAAGUGUUGACGGACAAAUUAGGGGUUACUUCAAAUUUAACUUACCUUCGCAUGGAUGGUUUAGCUCUAAAGGAACUACCAGCUGGAUAUUUUGAUAAGCUUGCUGCAAUGAAAGGUCUAUCAUUGGCAGAUAAUGAGUUCGGACUCAUCCCUACAGUUCCUUACACAUUGGAACAUUUAGACUUAUCCGGUAAUCAAUUCACUUUCAUCUCAGCCAAAUAUCUGAACUACCACUCCUUAAAAAGCCUCAAAUUAAACAGAAUGGCAAGUUUGACAGAUAUUCACCAUUACGCUUUCUACAAUCUCUUCGCUUUAGAAAAAUUGAUUAUCAAUGACUGUCCAAAUUUACACCAAUUUAGUGAACUGGCGUUUGAUGUACUUUCCAAAGAUAUUGACCAUCACCUCAAGAUACUGUCUUUAGCUAGAAAUGGUUUGAGAAGCCUGAAUGAAACCUACAAGUAUCUGUUUGUAAAAAUGGACCAUGUGGAUUUAUCGCACAAUCAUUGGGAGUGCGAUUGCGAUAUUUUGUGGCUUCAACAUUUUGCCUUGGAAUUUUACAAGCCUCAGGAAAUAAGGUGUCACUCGCCAGAAGACCUCAAGCACAAACCAGUCUUGCAAAUCAAAAACAGCGACCUAAAAGACUGCUUUCCUGCCAUUUACGGAAAGAAGAGCCACAGAUUGUUAAUCGUUAUUUUAUCACUGGCGAUUGUGGUACUAUGUGGCCUCAUAUUUUUCCUCUUAAGGUAUCCAGUAAGCAGUUUCAGUAGGUCCCACAGGAUUGGACCUAAUUCUCCAUACAAUUUGGCGUCAACGCAUGAGUAAAUUUAGGUUUUUUUGUUUUCUUUUAUAAUUUAGGUUUAGAAGAUUUAUUUACCUGCUGAUUGUUUAUUUUUACUUUUAAAUCAUACUGCUUUUGGCGUAUUUUUGUUUUGUGCUUUGUACUUUUGUAGAACUUUUUUUUCUUUCUAGUCUGUACUAUCGGUUUAUUUUAGAAUGUAGGUUCCAAUGUAGGUUUACAAAAAUGUUACUUUUGUUUUGGUUGCUUUUUUACUUCUCCAUUUACUUAACUUUAAGUGUUAUUAAAUAAAGUACCUACCAUUUAUCU
Diabrotica balteata is the source of this 1709-nucleotide messenger RNA. Lineage: Eukaryota; Metazoa; Arthropoda; Insecta; Coleoptera; Chrysomelidae. The record is from the annotation of a GenBank genome assembly.